AUGGAAAAGAUCUUUCUGUACCGCUUCAAGCUCCUUCGGUGCCUCUUUGACGCCUGUACUCCGGACUCUUACACGACCGCUGUACAGAACGCUGUUUUUGCUUGUCAACACUCCGUUCCAGACGAAAAUGAAGUUGUGCAGCGGGAUGAAGAUCUUCUUCCGAGAGGAGUAGACCCUAGCUUCCCCGAUGGACAUCCUAUUCACGAGGCCCCUGAUGGUACUCUAGUGCUUCCACCGCCCGACGUCAAUCUAGGAAGGGGGCUGGAUGAUCAACUUACCACGGACCCCCGCGCAACCGCCAAGUUUGCCGGGGCUCGUUUUGGCGGCAAAGAUGGUGCUUUAUAUGGCCCGGGAUCUGGCGGACUUGGCACACCUGGUACUGGCAACGGAGCUCCCCCUUUGCAGGGCCCUUGGGCUACGACAUUUCCUGACCCCAACGGUGCAAAUGUAGCGGCACCCGGCACACUUCCUGUCGAAGGAAAUGUUCCUCAACCAUCACCUGCAGCCCCGAGCACCGGGUUUCCCGGUGAGGGUUAUAACGGCGACGAUCCGCCUGGUGAAAAACCAAACGGCCCGAACAAGCCAAACGGAACAGGUGCAUCGCUCAAUGUUGUGCCUCCUCCGGUUCAGUCAGCUAUACCUAUUCCCUCUCUACCAGCUUCUCCCGGCGCAAUCAUCGAUUCAGAGAACUGCGAAACUCAAGCGAACUUGCCAGUCUUGGGCCGACCGUCUGAUGCUCCCAUCGCCAGCCCUGCCCCCGUCAAUCCUCCACCUGUCGUCUCAACUACUGUAAUCCCACCAACUACGGUACUGUCUACGGUGGUUGUUGUCUCAACUAUGGCAACCACAAUGACGGAAACUAUUGCAGUCCCCUCGCCAGUCAUGAUGACUGUCACUGUGGCGACGCCUUCGCCAGUGCCUACCACCAUAACAGUGGCUACUCCAACACCCGACUGGACCACAGUCACCGUGCCUUCACCUUUCCCGGUUACAAGAACAUCGACGGUUGUCGUGGUCUCUCCAUCUCCUGUCCCGGUCCCUUCGCCGGUAACGGUUGACCGUCCUGUGUAUGUGACCCAAUUUGUCCCACAGCCAGCACCGGAGCUCGUUACUGUCUUUGCUGCGCCACAACCUGCGAUUGUCAGCCAGCCAUCUGUCAUUACUGUUCUGGCACCUCAGCCAGCAGUACAGACAAUGGCACUACAAACCAUAACCGUCAUGGCUGCGAUUCCCUCUGCUGGUGCCGGACAGGCAUACAAUGGAGGCUUCAACCCCUUUAUCAAUAUUCCCGGUCCCGGGUUUUCUUGGACUCCUGGUGGUCAGGCAGGAUCCUUUCCGCUGGGGAACAGUGUGGGCGGUAUUCCAGCCGCCGGCCAGCUUCCUGGGCCCGUGCCUGUUUCCAAUGGCGGCCAGGGUGGUGCCUUGGUGCCUGGAAACUUGGGAAAUAGCCAGGGACCUGGCCCUGCAAAUAGUGUCGUCGGCAAUAGCUUCCCCGGAGCCGUUGGGUCAUCGAGUAAUGGCAGCCCGCCGUCGAGCCUCGGUGUCGGCAACAGCGAGCCUAGCACACCCGCGGCGGGCAACUCGCCGAAUAACGUUCCCGGUGUCAUCGGUUCCCCAGCUGGUGGAGCCGCUGGGAACGCACACCCCGGUGCCCCUGGAUCAUCUGCAAGCAAUGGUCCUCUGGUUGGUGUCGGCGGUGGUGGCAGUGCCAAUGGACAGGUGGUAGGUACUCCCAUCCUAGGUGGGGCUAGCAACGGCCUAGGGGGCGUCUUGGGCACUCCAAGCAGCACCGGUGGUUCUGUCGUCGGAAACACACCUGGCAACACUGGUCCCCUCGUCGGUAUCGGUGUCGGAGAAAGUGCUCACGGGCAACUGUUAGAUGCUACUAUACUUGGCGGUGCGAACAACAAUGGCGGAAGUGGCAACAGCGGCAACGGGAUACUGGACGUCAGCGUCGGCCCCUUGGCGGAUGUCAGUGUGGGAAGUGGAGGCUUGGGCGGCCUGCUUGGCACAGGUUCUCCAAGCUCCUUGGGUACAGGCAAUCAGGCCUCACUUCUCAAUAUUGACGUCCUUCCAGGCACUGGUAGCGGCCUAGUGGGUGGGAGCAGGACCAUUGGUCGGUCCAUCACCAGUCAAGAUAUACCCGCAGUACUGUUCAGUGCCUACGGCGACCUCAGUCUGUCUUCGCGUUCGACAAGCACCAAACCAGGUUUCGUCAGUCCUCCUGACCAAAACUUUCCCGGAGUUCCGCAUACCCCCAACGAUGCAACAGAGAAAAUCUCCUCGACCGUGUUCAAGACAACAACGUCGGUAUCAACUCGUACAAUACCUCGCGAACAUCCUCCAAAGGAAGAUUUCAGUUCAACCACUACACCGCAGGUGCCCUGGGUUACUGUUAUGACCACGCCACCCAACUCGGCCCCCGGGACCUCGUUUUCCCCAAGUGUGCCAAAAGCGCCCUCAGAACUCAUAGUUCCGCAGACGCCGAACGUACCUGGGUCUCCUAACAUCCCGCCAAACACCCCGAGAAUUCCCGUUGGUCCAAGUUCCCCAGGCACCCCCAAUGCUCCCAACACCCCAGUUGCACCAGGAACGUGGAACACUCCAAACAGACCAAGUCCCCCUGGUGUUCCCGGUAUCCCAAAUACGCCUGUGGUCCCAGGGACAUGGAAUACACCAGGAGUAUCGAGUUCGCCCCGUCCUCCAGGGCUCCCAGGCACACCUGGCCAGCCAAAUGCUCCGUUUACGCCAAAUGAAUCGGAGCUUUGGAGUGGGUUCUCUCAACAGGCGCCAGGGCAGACGGUCCGUGUCUGGACAUCUAGUGGUAGCAGCAUCUCACCCCCGGGAACCAGCUCCGAGCCAUUCACGCCAAACAGGCCUGGACCAUCAGGACCCGGGACUACUGGGAUGGGUUCUACUACUCUCACUCCGCCAAGCCCGGGCGCACCGCCACCAUCAAACGUUCAAAGCUCGCCGCCACCCGGAGGAGAACUGUCAACUCAGUCAACUCCAGGCUUGAUCAUUAGCCAGCCGUUGCCGUGGCCACAGACUUGGACUAGACCACCAGGAAGUUCGAUCAACUCAAGGUCGACUUUCAGCAGACAAGAACCCCCGCCUGAGGGCCCUCCAGAGGAGACGCCUCCUAGCAGCCCUCCGCCGCAGAUCCCGCCUCCUGAGAUCUCUCCCCCAGAGCAGGAGACCGUGUUCACAUUGUUGACCACGCCCACUCAAGGGACAGUUUCUGUGGAAACGCCUCCUGCUUCGCCUCCCUUCCCUGAUAACCCACCUGAUCAGCCUCCUGCUGAAGUCUCACCCCCGCCCGACAGUCCUCCCGCUGGAGAGCCCCCGUCCCCACCUAUCACUCAACUUACCACACCGAGCACAGGCCCAGUUAUACUUACGCCCUCGGUCGGCACGGAAACCUCGCCUCAGGCAACUCCUCCCACAACCGGCCCGACACCUACAGGUGAUGCGAUCAGCGCACAGCUUCCAAGAAUAUCUACGAUUACUCCAGCCACGCCCUCGCAGCCGCCAGGGGUGCCAACCGGCUCCUUGCCAACGCCGACUCCCGAAGAAACAGGCGCACCAUCUCCACCAGAAGUGGUUGUUGGUCCUCCAGAUGUCUCGCAGCCGCCUGUGCCUCCUUCAGAUGCUCCCCCAUCUUCCCCAUCUGAUGGUCUUACGCCGCCGGGCGGGGGCCAGCCCCUGCUCAUCUCGACCAUUGCAAGAACUACGACAUUCACACCACCAGGUCAAACUUCGCCGGUCUUGUCCAUCACAGAGAUUACCGUCACCUUUAGUGGAAGCAAUGCCACACCAAGUCCAAGUGUAAACCUGCCGCCUGGAAUCCCACAGCCGACACAGGUGAAUGGAUCUUUAUCCGAGCAGCGAGGCGGAACGACUUUAACAUCGAUCUUUAGACCCAACAGCACAAUUACACAAACUGGGACGGGGACGACCCCGCUGGAACAGCCUCCGCAGUUCACUGGAAAUGCUGCAAAGAAGCGCUCGUUUGGAGUGGCUAUCAUCACAGUAUUGGCCUCGCUCGUCUAUUUGGGCAUUUGAUCAUCUCCAGAAUAGGGGCCUGACGACAAUUGUUUCGAACCUUGCGUAUUUGAAAGCACAGCACAUUUUCAAGCCCAUUUAUGGGCGAUGCAAUAUCUGGCAUACUCGCAGCGUCAGAGAGUCCUGACAACCUUUCUGGGCGACGUCGCAUCUUUUGGUAGCGCCCAUGCUGGUCGAUGUCUCUGGUUCAGGAGCUGUAAUGAAGUUGUAUCAUUUGGGGAAGUCAGGACACGAUUUCGGUUACUGGAAAGCGCAUAUCAGGAGCGGCGAUAGCCAGGCUCGGGUCCUUCUGAUUGUCUUUUAUGCAACUUUUAUGGUCUGCAGUCUAUAGCAGACUUUUUUUGUUAUUUAGGUCCCAACUAACUCAGCAUUAAUUUGGCAACCCGAAUCGGUGGGGCCACACCAUCAUGGGCAUUUUGUUUGUACAUAACAUACCUACUCAGGUAAUUAAAAAGGAGGAUGCAAUAAAUGGUAUGAGAAAAUCGGCUUCA
Pyricularia oryzae 70-15 is the source of this 4556-nucleotide messenger RNA. RefSeq lists its product as uncharacterized. The coding region runs from base 1 to 4065 and encodes 1354 amino acids. NCBI's taxonomy places the organism in Eukaryota, Fungi, Ascomycota, Sordariomycetes, Magnaporthales, Pyriculariaceae. The transcript is spliced from 4 exons. The record is from RefSeq and is a predicted model, not a curated record.